AUGGCUACAACUGAGGAUUUGGAGAAGGGUCGGAUCACCGACACGGUCGGCUCAUUCCUGGCCACCAUCGUCGACAGUGAGAAGCGUUCCACCGAAGCUCACAAGUACUUCUUACAAGACUGCCACUGCGUGCUAUCGAAGCCAGACGGCCUAGUGAUAUCGACUGUCAAAGACCAUCUGAACAGCCCGGGAACGACCAAACCCAUAUCAGCAAGUGCAGGCUCAGUGUCAACUGAAACACUCAGGGAGCCGGCGCAGGCAGUAUGGGUCGCUGGUGAUCUAGCGGCGGUGUGGACAGGCAGUCGCCUAAUGAAAGACGGAAAUGAAGUGAAGAGCAGCGUCAUGCUGUUAUCUCUGCUAAAAGUGAAGGAUGAUUGGAAGAUCUGCGGAGUGGCAGAGACACUGUGGGAAGCAGGGACUCCGACGCCCAGCUUGUCCUCCAAUCUCACCGAAACGCCAGGUCUCAUGGCACCAAUCGACGCCUUGUUGUCCGCCUUCAGUAAGCCGGACUGGCCCGCAUUGUCACAGUGGUUUCUGGACGGCGGUGCAUCGUUGCAGUCUCGACCGCCUGCCGAAUACCAGGUCACGAAUUUGGAGCAAUCCAUUGUUCGUCUCCAGGGCAUUCUCGACCAGCUUCCGCCGGGAACAACAUUCGAAGAGAAACUCCACGAUAUUGAGGCGCGGACGUGUGGCGACCUCGGGUUUGUGUGGGCGCCUUUCGUUAUCGAGGCCGGUGGCAGGAAGUCCCACGAGGGAUUUAAUAUCUUCUCGCUACUCAAGCGCGAUGAUCGGUGGGUUAUCAGUGGAUGUCAGAACAUUGGGGAGCCGCUCAAGAGCGCGGCAUGA
Messenger RNA from Anthostomella pinea, 846 nucleotides. The record is from the annotation of a GenBank genome assembly. NCBI's taxonomy places the organism in Eukaryota, Fungi, Ascomycota, Sordariomycetes, Xylariales, Xylariaceae.